Cyprinus carpio (common carp) is the source of this 3238-nucleotide messenger RNA. RefSeq names its product WD repeat-containing protein 20-like. NCBI's taxonomy places the organism in Eukaryota, Metazoa, Chordata, Actinopteri, Cypriniformes, Cyprinidae. Gene Ontology annotation, molecular function: protein binding. The record is from RefSeq and is a predicted model, not a curated record.
AAGGAGGAAGGGCGCGCGCAUGCUCGUGCACGAAGCGGAAUGAAUACUAAUGUGGAAGAUGGCGGCGGAGGGAGGUGGGAAGGAGGCGAACGAAAUCAAAACUCAGUUCAGCACACGGGAGGGCGUCUAUAAACUCCUGCCGAACUCCGAGUACAGCCGGCCGAACCGCGUGCCCUUCAACUCGCAGGGCUCGAACCCGGUGAAAGUCUCGUUCGUGAACGUGAACGACCAGUCCGGUACAGGAGAGAGAAUCUGUUUCAAUGUGGGCCGGGAGCUUUACUUUUACAUUUAUAAAGGCGUCAGGAAGGCCACUGACUUGAGCAAACCCGUGGACAAGCGGAUAUAUAAGGGAACGCUUCCCAUGUGUCACGACUCCAAUGCUCUGACAGCCACGGCGGAGAGCGUCUCGCUGCUGGUGGGAUUUUCUGCAGGGCAAAUACAGCUCAUUGACCCCAUCAAAAAGGAAACCAGCAAACUUUUUAAUGAAGACAGACUAAUUGACAAGUCGGCAGUGACGUGUUUAAAGUGGGUGCCGGGUUCAGAGCACCUGUUCCUGGUGGCUCACAGCAGCGGAUGUUUGUACCUGUACAAUGUGGAGCACACCUGCGGAACGACUCCGCCACAUUACCAGCUCCUGAAGCAGGGCGAGAGCUACGCCAUUCACACCGGCAAGAGCAAAUCGGCCCGCAAUCCUCUCCUCCGCUGGACGGUGGGCGAAGGCGCAGUUAACGAAUUCGCUUUUUCGCCUGACGGAAAGUUUCUGGCCUGCGUCAGUCAGGAUGGAUUCCUUCGCGUCUUCAGCUUUGACGCGACGGAGCUGCGAGGCACAAUGAAAAGCUACUUCGGUGGGCUCCUGUGUGUUUGCUGGAGCCCCGACGGACAGUUCAUCGUUACCGGCGGGGAAGACGAUCUCGUCACGGUCUGGUCGUUUUCGGACGCCAGGGUCGUCGCUCGCGGACGAGGGCACAAAUCGUGGGUGAGCGUCGUUGCAUUCGACCAUUGCAUCACUAGCACUCAGGAUUGCAAAGCGCUGGCGGAGUUUAGCGGAAGCGACGAAGACUUCCAUGACAACUCGCAAUUCAACGGAAAUCGCGAACGGGCGAAUAGCGCGCAAUCUGGACUAUCCAAACAAAACUCUACGAACGGUAGCGUGACGUACCGGUUUGGCUCCGUUGGUCAGGACACUCAGCUAUGCUUAUGGGACCUUACAGAAGACGUUCUGUUUCCGUUAUCCAGAACGAGGACUCAAACGAACGCAAUGAGCGCGGAAACAGGCGCUAAUGGAAACAGUAGCGCAAACUCUUCGUUACCGCGCUCGAAUAGUUUGCAACACUCGGCAGGCAGCAGCCCGAACAGCAACAAACCAGCCAGCAUCGUAGACAGUGCUUUGAUCGCGACAGGCGUCAGCAAAUUCGCGACGUUAGCUUUGCACGAGGUGCGUAAGGAGCGGAAUCAGGAAAAGGAGCACAAACGCAAUCACAGCAUAAGCUACAUCAGCAACAAGAGCAGCGACAAGCUCAACCAGAUCAUCGGUGCGCGAGCGGCUAAAACGGACGCCGCGAGGAUGCUGGAAAUGACUUCGUGUCCGCGCAUGGAGGAAAUCCCGCUUCUGGAGCCGCUGGUUUGUAAGAAAAUCGCCCAGGAGAGACUCACGGUGUUGGUUUUCCUCGAGGACUGUUUGGUCACUGCCUGCCAGGAGGGAUUCGUUUGCACGUGGGCACGGCCCGGAAAAGUGGGUCUGUUGUCGUCCCAGAACCAAGACAGCUCUCCCAGCGGGACGGUCGUAUAGCUGCUCAAACUGGAGCUUCAGACGCAUUACAUCACGUUUGCUGAGGAACACGCUUUUAUUAUUCACGCCGAAGCCUGUCAAGAUCAUAUUUCACCCUUAAAUAUUUCGCAUAAACAAAAUGAAGCCUUUUUUUUUUAGAUGUUAUGCAUUAUUUUCAUGACGAUUAAACACAUUUUCAGCCUAAUUCUUGUUACUGUGAUGCAAUAUAUUGUGAAGUACGACGGUAAGUACCAUAAUAGUAUUUAAUGUAUGCGGAGUUUAAUUAAAAGCAAAAUAAUUCUGUCCAAACAGGAUGGUUUUCGAUACUGUAUGACAGUGUUUUUCACAUAAGCUACUCAGAAUUGGGGAAAAGUGUGUAAUUGUCAUGAAAAUAAUGAUUAGGGGUUAAAUAUGACGUUCUCGGCAGGUUUUAAGAGUAAGUCAGUAAUUAGUUUUCGUUGUGUUUUAUAACUACCAUAUAGUUCACAGAAUCGCAGUCCUUUCCUUCCACUUUCAUGCCGAUCCUCCGUUUGUCCUCGCUGUAUUUCUGAGCUCAGUACAAACCGACUGUGUUUCACGCUGAUUGUUGAAACUGUGUUUUUCUCAUAAUUGCAUUGGAACAAAAGCUGACGCGUUUCGGCUCCGUCAGCGCUGGAUGCUGCAAUCAUACUUCUGUUCACGAGUGGAAAAUCAUUUGCACUGAAUAAUUAGAAGUAAAAUGGCUUUACAAAUGUUUGGAGUCGUAAAGGACUCCCUAGAAAUGCUGUCAAAGCAUAAAGAGAACUUGUGAGCAUUUAUUUUAAUAUUGUUUCGAAUGAAACGGGUUAUUGUACGAUGUGUAAAUAUUGUAAAUUACGGAUUUAUGAGGGAGUGAAAUAAUAAUUACACAAAUAGAAAACAGUUGUAUUUCUAAUACAGAGGCAUUUAUAUAUAUAUAAAAUUAAAGUGAUCUUAAAUAAGCAUAUUUUUGGCUUGUGUUUCAUUAUCAGAUGGUUUUUGUGAGUAUGGUUUGGAUAUAAUUAUUAAUUUAACCCUUGUGCUGUGCAGAUAAUUCAUCCUUUAGCUAAUUUGGUGUUAGAAAUUGUUUGUUAAUCUCUUGUUAUGCUAUAUUAUCAGUAAAUCUUCGAUUCAAUGCUUUUAUCAACUUGUUUUUAAUAUGAAUAUUAAUAAUGAGAUUUAAGACAAAUUAUAAAUUAAUUAAAUAAAUGCUUUUAUUUCUCAUACAAAAUGCUGCGCAUUUCUUUGUGAAGUUGAGAUAUGUCAAAUAACAAAAUAAUCAAAUAACACAAAUGAAGGCUCUUUUGAUUUAAAUUAAAGGCAUCCGCUGCAUUUUAAUCACGAUCCAAAUAAAGAUUCCACAUGCAUGCAGCGUGAGCCGUUUUUAAUCUAAAUUAUAUUGCAUGAUUUUAAAGAUGUGACGCAAAGACAAUGCUCUGAUUAUAGCUUUGUGAAAUUAUGCUGCAUAAAACA